Messenger RNA from Aspergillus candidus, 386 nucleotides. RefSeq lists its product as uncharacterized. The coding region runs from base 83 to 322 and encodes 79 amino acids. Lineage: Eukaryota; Fungi; Ascomycota; Eurotiomycetes; Eurotiales; Aspergillaceae. The transcript is spliced from 4 exons. The record is from RefSeq and is a predicted model, not a curated record.
AUUCAAUCCAUACGGAUAUACUACCAGACUUUACAGAACGACACCCAGCGAAGGGAGAAAAGAAAGAGAAAGCGAAUUGAACAUGGCCGCCUCACUAGCCCCCGAGUGCAACGAGAUCAAAGAGAAAUACGAUACCUGUUUCUUGAAAUGGUACAGCGAGAAAUACCUCCGAGGAAACACCACCUCCAAUGAAUGCGAGGAGCUCUUCUCUAAGUAUAAGGCUUGUUUGAGUAAAACCCUCAAAGACAAAGGCAUCGACACGAUGCUAGAAGACGUGCGCAAGGGGAACAAGGAGCUUGAUGCGGAGUUUCUGAAGCGUUAAUUACUUAUUUAUUUCUAUCUUACUUACUAUUGAUUUACCUAUUGAUGAUUUUGGACUGUUUAAG